Messenger RNA from Camellia sinensis, 846 nucleotides. NCBI's taxonomy places the organism in Eukaryota, Viridiplantae, Streptophyta, Magnoliopsida, Ericales, Theaceae. The record is from RefSeq and is a predicted model, not a curated record.
CCGUUCUUCCCUCACCCCCUGGAAGUCUCAAACAACGUUAAAAUCAAAACACAGCCAGAAGCUUUGACACCAAUCAUCAUCAUCAUCUUCACCUUAUUUUAAUUGUUGACAACAAAAGUUUUCUCACUAGAUCUUUGUUGUACCCAUUUAUUUAAUAAUUACCCAAUUGUGAAUGCUAAAUUCAGAGAAAACAACUAGCAAAAAAUGGCCAUCUCUGAAACCUUCGCAUUCCUCCUCUCUCUACCCACUUCCUCAUCAAUUCUCAACACGGACACUGUCAUUGCCGUUACGGUGUUCAUCACACUCCUCUGCGCUUGCAUUGUCAUCGGUCACCUUCUUGAAGAGAACCGGUGGGCUAAUGAAUCAAUCACAGCUCUUCUUCUGGGUUUGGCAACUGGGUUAGUGGUAUUGUUGAUCACUAAAUGCCAAAGCUCGCGCUUACUGGUCUUCAGUGAAGAUCUUUUCUUCAUCUAUUUGCUUCCUCCAAUCAUUUUCAAUGCUGGUUUCCAAGUGAAGAAAAAGCAAUUCUUCGAGAACUUCUCAAUAAUAUUGAUGUUCGGAAUAUGUGGCACAAUAAUAUCAUUCUGUCUCGUAUCAGUAGGUAAGAUUUGUAAUUGCUUGAGGUUGUUUGUGUGUGUGUGUUUCUAUCUAACUUUGUUAAGCACAGUUUCUUCUAUUCCCAAAUUACAUGACUUCUUUUCGAUCUCCAAUAUCAAAUCACGACGCAUUCUAAUCCAUAUCUUUACUCUGGACUGUUUUGAUGCCCUCCGAUGUUUGAGACAAUCAUGCUUAUUUACUAUGCCUUUGUUUGGGAACUUGGUUUGGGGCUAAAAUAGUCACAAAAAA